AUCGGACUUGGACCCGACUACUGUGAAAAAAUUCCUCCCGAUCAAAAAGCUCGCGUCCCCAUCCCUUUUUCGUCCCCUCCGCCCGCCCAAGAAUCUUCUUCCCCUCUACAACUCCCCUUUUCCCUCUCGUCCCGUUCCUACGUCUCCGGCCUCGCAUCUUCUACAACGAGGAGAAGAAGAGUAGGAAGAAAAGAGAGGCCAUCGUCGCCGUCAUGAGAAAGGCCGUGCCCAACCCAAACCUUAAGCUCGCCGUCCCCGCCCACGAGAUCACUAUUGGAAAAUUCUUAACUCAGAGUGGAACGUUCAAGGAUGGCGAUCUUCUCGUGAACAAGGACGGUCUUCGGAUCGUUUCCCAGAACGAAGAAGAAGAGCCACCUCUUAUAAAGCCAUCAGACAAUCAAUUGACUUUAGCUGAUAUUGAUAUGGUUAAAGUUAUUGGAAAGGGUAGUGGUGGAAUCGUGCAAUUGGUUCGCCACAAAUGGACUGGCCAAUUUUUUGCUCUCAAGGUUAUACAAUUGAAUAUUGAAGAGAGUAUGCGCAAACAGAUUGCUCAGGAACUAAAGAUAAACCUGUCCACACAGUGUCCAUAUGUUGUUGUAUGCUACCAGUCUUUCUACGACAAUGGUGUUAUAUCUAUAGUACUGGAGUACAUGGAUGGUGGUUCUCUAGCCGAUUUUCUAAAGAAAGUCAAGACCAUACCCGAGCCAUAUCUUGCUGCAAUCUGUAAGCAGGUGCUUAUAGGUUUGAUGCAUCUUCACCAUGAAAAACGUAUUAUCCAUCGAGACUUAAAACCAUCGAACAUACUAAUAAAUCACAGAGGAGAGGUCAAGAUAUCUGAUUUUGGUGUCAGUGCUAUCAUACAGAGUUCUUCUGGUCUGCGAGAUACAUUUACUGGCACCUGCAACUAUAUGUCUCCAGAACGAAUUAUUGGUGGAAGACAUGGAUAUCUAAGUGAUAUUUGGAGCUUGGGUCUAGCUAUGCUUGAGUGUGCAACAGGCCAGUUUCCCUAUCCUCCUCGUGACAGUUUUUAUGAGCUUCUGGAAGCAGUUGUCGAGCAGCCACCACCUCGUGCACCUCCUGACCAUUUUUCUGAGGAGUUUUGCUCAUUUAUUUCUGCAUGUGUACAAAAAAAGGCCGAAGAUAGAAAAUCUGCCCAAGUGCUUUUGGAACACCCCUUCUUGAGCAUGUAUGAUGACCUGCAUAUUGAUCUCGCAUCUUACUUCACCACUGCUGGAUCUCCGCUUGCCACCUUUUGAAUCUGCGGUAUUGGACAUCUGUUGCAUGUAGAGUUCCUUUUUCCAUGCUAAGUAUUCCAAUUUACCACGAUUUGAUGUUAGGUAUUAUGUAGUGUUUCCAAUAAAAGAACAAAUUGGAAGGGUUCUUCGAAGUAAUUUUGAAUCAUAUCAAUCAUAUUUCAUGGGCGUGAUAUUUCGGUGGUUCUUUGGGUAUGCACCGGAAAACAAUGGUGUAUUCUGCAUGCAACUUGUGCGCUUAAUGGAGCAUUAUCAAAGUGCAAGCCAAAUAUUGAAACGCUGCUUCUCUUUAUGUUGUAGAGGCACAUACGAUUCUGGUGGAUUUUCUGAUGUGUUUUUUGCUAAGACCGUGGAAAUGAGAGUGAUACCAAAGUUUUGUGGUUCGUGUACUAGAUUGUAAUAAGAAAGCAUCCCCCAUGUUCUGUGCUCCAAAAUGAACGGAAAAUAAAAUUCCAUAAAU
This is a messenger RNA of Elaeis guineensis (African oil palm), 1713 nucleotides long. Its product is annotated as mitogen-activated protein kinase kinase SIPKK. The record is from RefSeq and is a predicted model, not a curated record. Lineage: Eukaryota; Viridiplantae; Streptophyta; Magnoliopsida; Arecales; Arecaceae. Gene Ontology annotation, biological process: MAPK cascade; protein phosphorylation. Gene Ontology annotation, molecular function: ATP binding; MAP kinase kinase activity.